GGUUAAGAUUCAUACUUUGUAAUUUUUCAACUUGUCAUUUCAAAUUUUAAAAUAAUCCAUUUGUACUUCUGUGUUGUGCAUAUCCAGUUUGUGAGUUUUAAUUUUUGUUAAUUGUCUACAAUGGAUACAAUUAUUGAUAGAGGAGCACCGAAAACUCGCAAUUUCGAGCCUUACGCAAGCAAUGGAGGCUCUAUUGUUGCCAUUAGUGGUAAAGAUUUUGCCAUUGUAGCAUCAGACACUCGUCUUAGUGAAGGAUAUAGGAUUUUUACACGUAAUCAACCAAAGCUUUUUCAACUUUCUGACAAGUCUGUGCUGGGUUGUACAGGAUGUUGGUGCGACACAUUAUCUUUGACCAAUGUAGUUCAAACCCAAUUAAAGUCAUAUUUGUAUGAUCAUAAUACAGUGAUGCAACCAGGUUCAAUCGCACAGUUACUGUCCACAUUGUUGUACAGUAGGCGCUUUUUUCCAUACUAUGUGUAUAACGUACUUGCUGGUCUUGAUGAAAAUGGUGCAGGCUGUCUCUAUAGCUAUGAUCCAGUGGGUCAUUGUGAAAAAGUAUCAUAUACUGCAGGUGGCAGUUCAGGUGUUCUCAUGCAACCGUUUUUAGAUAGUUGGUUGGGAAAACGUACAGCUGAUAACCCUGUGUCUGAAGAAGAAGCGUUAAAGUUGGUAAAAGAUGCAUUCACAGCUGCUGGAGAACGCGAUAUUUAUACCGGAGAUGAAGUUGUGUACAACAUAAUUAAAAAAGAUGGAAUUCAAUCUGGUGUAGUUCAGCUUCGUAAAGAUUAAUUUUUUUAUUUACAUUAAAUUUUUUAUAAAUCUACAUUAUCUAAAAUUUAUUUCAUGGUUAAUAUUAAAUACAAGAUAUUAAAGGCAAAUACUUGGUAUUA
This is a messenger RNA of Adelges cooleyi (spruce gall adelgid), 890 nucleotides long. RefSeq names its product proteasome subunit beta type-1 (gene Prosbeta6). The transcript has 4 exons. The record is from RefSeq and is a predicted model, not a curated record. Gene Ontology annotation, cellular component: proteasome core complex. NCBI's taxonomy places the organism in Eukaryota, Metazoa, Arthropoda, Insecta, Hemiptera, Adelgidae. The coding region runs from base 121 to 789 and encodes 222 amino acids.